AUGGUCUCCCGAUCCGCCGAAGGGAGCGAGGGACACACUCGCCCUCUCACCCCCUCGUCGAGAACACCCGGAACCCCGAUAAAGCCGCGAUUGCCACGAGUCGGAACGAGUCCGACGAAGCGGGAUGAGAAAACAAAGGACGAUAAGGUUUUGAAGUCGUCAGCGAAAGAUGUUGCUGAGCUCAAGGACUAUCAAUUGGGCGACUGCCUGGGGAAAGGAGCGUUUGGCUCUGUGUAUCGUGCGUUGAACUGGAACACUGGAGAAACUGUCGCCGUCAAACAGAUCAAGUUGACGGACCUCCCAAAAAGCGAAUUACGCGUGAUCAUGCUUGAGAUUGACCUCUUGAAAAAUCUUGACCACCCCAACAUUGUCAAGUACCACGGUUUUGUGAAGUCUGCGGAAACGCUCAACAUCAUUCUUGAAUAUUGUGAAAAUGGCUCCUUACAUUCGAUUGCAAAGAACUUUGGUCGUUUCCCCGAGAACCUCGUGGGUCUGUACAUGUCCCAGGUUCUUCAUGGCCUGCUCUACUUGCAUGAACAGGGUGUCAUCCACCGAGAUAUCAAAGGCGCCAACAUUCUGACCACAAAGGAAGGCUUGGUUAAGCUCGCAGAUUUCGGUGUGGCCAGCCGGACUACAGGUCUCAGCGAAUCAAGUGUGGUUGGUACGCCAUACUGGAUGGCCCCUGAGGUAAUCGAGCUUUCCGGUGCAACCACUGCUUCGGAUAUCUGGAGCUUAGGAUGUACUGUCAUCGAACUGCUCGAGGGAAAUCCCCCUUAUCACAAUAUGCAGCCAAUGCCAGCAUUGUUUCGUAUCGUGAACGAUGACCACCCUCCAUUCUCACAGGGUGCUUCGCCGGCUGUGAAAGAUUUCUUGAUGCAAUGUUUCCAAAAGGAUCCCAACCUUCGAGUUUCAGCACGCAAGUUGCUCAAACAUCCAUGGAUUGUCAAUGCCCGGAGAACUGAAUCUGUCAUCCCAAAGAAAUCUACAGAAUACGAAGAAGCCGUCAAGAGUGUUCAAGAAUGGAACGAGGCAUUGCGGUCACCCGAAACAGUGACUUCAAAAAGAAAGCCUAAACACGAAAACUCCAACAAUGCAGGCCUGCCAUCCACUAGAAACAACCCAUUGGUCGAUACCUUACCGUCACCAACUUCUAUGAGGUCUGCAGAUCGUUUCCGAUCACCCACAGUUCCCGGCGAGGACAAUUGGGACGAUGACUUUGCGUCCGCAAUAUCCCCCAGCGCACUCAAGCUGCCGCAUCUACAGCCCCAGGAUAACUUCGGGGGCAUGCUUUCUUCGGAGAAACUCAAGGCCUUUGCUUCACUUGAUGGGACUAUACUUAAAGCGGAUGACAGCUUUGAUAGCUUUGAUGACGGCUCAGUGUUCUCGGACGAUGUGCAAACGAUCCGACCAUAUCCUACCAAGACUGCCGUGGCAGAGCCUUCAAAGUCUCAAAACCCCACACGCCCCCAGUCUAUGUCUAGCACUCCAGUUUCUGCAACACAAAAUGUUCCCAUUCUUACUCAAAAUCCCAUGCCAAGAGGUUCUCGGCCAUCUGCCCGUCCAGCUACUUUAUUCAAAGAGAGCUCCGUCGACGAUUAUUCCGACCUUAUUAAGGCCAAUGAAGAUGUACUAGAUCAGAAACUAGGUGGCUACCAGGAGUUUGAAGAUGACCCAUCAUCACCUAUUCAUGAGAACAUCGGAUAUAACCCGCCAGAUGAACAGUUUGGCUUCUCUCAACCCCAGCUACGCAAACAGCUUUCUGUAAAGCGAGACCGCUCGGGAAUCGAGAUCCAGAGGUUUGCGGAGAAUGAGAACGAUGAGGACUUCUCCGACAUUCUUGGGGCUGGUCAAACUGCCAUUCAUCAGACAAGUGAUGACAGUGGCUCGGACCAAAAUACAUUGAUGCUGAACUCGAAGCUUAAUAGUAAUGCAUGGCUAGGAGAUCAAGAUGACGAAGAUGAUCCCUUCGCUCAACUGGAAGAGGCUUUCGAUGAGGUUAAUCUGGAGGAAAAUAUUGCGCGUGAUAAGUAUGCACGUCUUCGGAAUCAAGUCGAGGGUCUUGUCGACUCUCUUAAGACAUCCCAAGACGAAGAAGUCCUCGCGGAGAUUUCUGAGCAGUUGUUCAACAUCUUCUGUGAUCUUCCGGAAACCAAGAACAUUAUCAUCAGUGCUCACGGCAUGCUACCGAUUCUCGAGAUUCUUGAUACUACUCGACGACGCGACAUUGUAUUCUGUCUGCUGAGAGUCGUCAACGCAAUCAUCUAUGAUGAUUAUGAGGUCCAGGAAAAUCUCUGCUUCGUUGGUGGUAUCCCUAUCAUCAAUGAGUUCGCAUCGAAGAAGUACCCUCGCGAAAUUCGACUCGAGGCUGCCGCUUUCGUGGAGCAGAUGUACCAGACUUCUACUUUGACCCUCCAGAUGUUCGUAAGUGCUGGAGGUUUGAACGUUCUGGUCGAGUUUUUAGAGGACGAUUACGAAGACGAACGCGAGUUGGUCUUGAUUGGUGUGAAUGGAAUUUGGAGUGUAUUUGAGCUGCAAGGGUCCACCCCCAAAAACGAUUUCUGUAGAAUCUUGUCUCGCAACUCCGUUCUUGAUCCAUUGUCUCUAGUUCUGAGUCGCGCUCUGGAUGAGGGUGGCGAGCUAGCGGAAGUUAUUGAGGGUCGUAUUGCCAAUAUCUUUUUUAUAUUCUCGCAGGCCGAGAAUCAUGUCAAGGAGAUGGUUGCCGAGCGAACAGUCUUGCACAGAGUUUUGAAAGAACUGCGGCGAAUGAGCCCAGUCCACCAAAUUACGAUGUUAAAGUUCAUCAAAAACCUGUCCAUGCUUUCAACAACUCUUGAUUCACUUCAGAACUCCAACGCAAUCGAUGUCCUGAUUGAUCUGCUCCGAUCAAACUUCAAGCGAGUUUAUUCCCGCGAGGUCUCGAAUCAGAUCCUAAACACCAUCUACAACAUGUGCCGUCUUAACAAGUCUCGACAAGAAGACGCCGCACUAAACGGCAUAGUGCCACUUCUGCAAAAGAUUACUAACACAGAGCGUCCUUUGAAAGAGUUCGCUCUCCCAAUUCUCUGUGACAUGGCACAGUCUGGAAAGGUCGGUCGUCGCGAGUUGUGGCGCAACAAGGGUCUAGCCUUCUACAUCUCUUUGUUAGAAGAUCCAUACUGGCAGGUCACUGCUCUGGAUGCUAUUCAUACCUGGCUUCAAGAAGAAACUGCCAAGGUCGAAGAGCACCUGCUGCAAGGUAUCUUUAAAGAUGGCAAGACAUUUACUGAUGCCGUCGUACAAUGUUUGAAGCUUUCCAAAGCUAACGCAUUCGAAAACACCCUUGAGCCUCUGCAAAAGCUCGUGCGUCUCAGCCCUCAGGUUGCAUCCACAUUUGUGCGAUCCGACCUGUUCACAAGACUGAGGCAGAAGCUCCACCACAGCAAAGCUGCUGUUCGUCUUAAUCUUCUACGCAUAAUUGCCAGUAUUUGUGACUCCAAUGAAGACCAAGGCGGGCUACUCGCAACAUAUGGUCUUCUUGAUUCUAUCCGAAAUAUGGAAAAUGACCCCGCUAUCCUGGUCAGAGAUAUGGCAGGCAAGCUGGUACGAUCCAGCGAGGCAUUUGUUGCCAAACGAAGACCGACUACGGCUCGGCGACAAAGCACAUCUACCACCCCACCAAUCUUAUUCUCGGGCUCCUCUACCCCCUCCACUCCCUCGUCAAACCGCGCCGGUCAGUCCAGAGGGUAUCUGGAAGGCCGCGAGACACCCCGACAUCCACGCAACUCCCUUGGCGUAUCCUCUCUGGCUAUGAGACCUGGCAGCCGGGAUGGAAGUAGCCCAGCCCUUGGGUCAGCCGUGAACUCGAGCAACGCGGCCGCAGCCAGGCCCAGAUCUGCACGACCUCUCUCUAACCGAAUGUCUCAAAUUGAAAUGCUGCGCGAGGAAGAUGAUAGUAGUACUCCGAGCUCCUUGAGCCGCCGGCCUUCGAUCAUCCCUCGACGCCGCCGUCCCACCCUGGCGGACUCUGAAUGGACGUAA
Molecule: messenger RNA, 4017 nt
Organism: Penicillium soppii
Lineage: Eukaryota; Fungi; Ascomycota; Eurotiomycetes; Eurotiales; Aspergillaceae
Product: serine/threonine-protein kinase
Exons: 10
Coding region: 1-4017 (1338 amino acids)
Biological process (GO): protein phosphorylation
Cellular component (GO): cytoplasm
Molecular function (GO): protein serine/threonine kinase activity; ATP binding
Source: RefSeq, a predicted model, not a curated record